This is a messenger RNA of Schistocerca gregaria, 1746 nucleotides long. Its product is annotated as DNA polymerase alpha subunit B-like. The record is from RefSeq and is a predicted model, not a curated record. Gene Ontology annotation, molecular function: DNA binding. The transcript has a single exon. Gene Ontology annotation, cellular component: alpha DNA polymerase:primase complex. Lineage: Eukaryota; Metazoa; Arthropoda; Insecta; Orthoptera; Acrididae. Bases 1 to 1746 code for a protein of 581 amino acids. Gene Ontology annotation, biological process: DNA replication; DNA replication initiation.
AUGCAAAUAUGCGUGCAGGUCAACUUGACCGCAGAGAGCUUGGCUAAUCAGUGGGACGCCUUCACCAUCCGAAAUCCAAAGUGGGCUGAGCUUAGCACUAGCAAUCUAGAAAAGUUGAAUCAAUAUUUGCGUAGGAGAAACUCGCGACCAAAUGCGGCGAGGGAUUGCCAGACGAAAAGCAACCAAAAUACCGAAAGAAUAACUUUAGAUCAGGAUGCACUGAAUUACAAAAACGAUUGUUUUGUGCCCGCAGAAGUUUCUUCUACGGAGCAACUAAAGAGCAGUCUUGACUGUUCGGCUAGCUUGAGUCAGAACAAGGAGAGCCUCGCGAGCCUGAAGUUUUUGAGCGUUGACUAUUCUCAAUCAGAGAAUUUUCUUCCGGACCUGGCUGACUUGUUCAAAAUUCUUCCAAAUAGCAAAUUUGGCAGCCGUUCAGACAGGGAGGAGAUUGUGUGGGCACAUUCUUCGAGUAAGGCUUACCAAAACCACAAAAUGGAGCGAGCGCAUAAUACGAGUGUGCCAAAGGUAGAAAUCGCGCCUCCAUGGAACUCUCCUGUUUUUUUGAAAGGCUACGAGUACAUGUACAACGAUUUUGCACAAAGUGCCAAGUUUAGUUCCGCCAGGCUCAAAGAAAUCACCGAGUUGAUCGUCGAACGGAAUUCCCUCGAAGCGCCUAUACCCAUACUGUCUCAAGUGACUCAUACGCCCGUUACGGCGUGUGGGAUCCUUGUGCCAGAAGAAGGUGAGAAGCUGAACGAGAGAUCGGUCUGUUUGCAGAGCGGUGCUGUAAGAGUCAAGCUCGACCUGUUGGAUAUCGCACAAUGCUCGCUCUUCUCAGGUCAAAAAGUGGUGGUGCGAGGUGUCAAUCCGUAUGGCAUUCGUUUCAUUGCACAAGCCAUCUAUACAGAUGCCACACCCGAGCCUAGAUCGAACGAUGUCAAAAGUGUCUCCCUUAGGGCCUCGGGGCUUAUAAUCGUGGUUGCACACGGGCCGUUUACGUCGUCGGAGGAUCUCGCCUACGAGCCGCUUUUCGCAAUUUUGGAAAGGGUGAAGGCUUGCCGACCGAACGUGCUUAUCUUGAUGGGGCCGUUCGUCGACGAGAGCCACCCGCGCAUUGCAGGUGGGAAUUGCCCAGUUGAUUUUCAAGUCAUCUUCGAACACCUGGUCAGGAAAAUAGGGGCUGCGGUAGCGCUGCUUGACACUCGAGUGGUAAUUGUACCGUCCUGUCGCGAUGUUCAUCACUGCAAUAUCUUGCCUCAGCCGGCGUUCCAAAUCGCGUCCAGCGGAGGUGAUACGGAGCGCUUCGUAUACGCGCCCAACCCGAGCAUCCUUCGAAUCAAUGACUUCGACUUUGGCAUUUUUGCAGAGGACAUUCUGUCCUGCCUUUAUUCGGUGGGAUUUGUUAAAAAAAGUGCUGAACCCGAAACGAAUUCCAGUACAAGUUUAUUUUCACAUUGCCUGCAACAACAGUCGUUCAUGCCUGCUCUAAGUAGCAACAUGUGCGUAGCGGUCGAUCAGUACGAACGCGGCUGUACCAUGCCCUUCAAGCCCGAUGCCUUGAUUUUGGGCUCCGCAAUGAGCCCGACCUGCCAGGAUGUGCAAGAUACACUAUGUAUCAACACAGGCGAACUCUGCAAGGAGACCAACGGCGGAACCUUCGCGAUUAUUCAGGUUGAGGAAAUGGACGAAGCAAACGCACAAGCACCGCUAGCAGAAAGAGCUAGCGUACAAAUUGUUAAAAUAUAA